Messenger RNA from Ziziphus jujuba (common jujube), 1481 nucleotides. RefSeq lists its product as uncharacterized. Lineage: Eukaryota; Viridiplantae; Streptophyta; Magnoliopsida; Rosales; Rhamnaceae. The record is from RefSeq and is a predicted model, not a curated record. Gene Ontology annotation, molecular function: oxidoreductase activity. The coding region runs from base 105 to 1229 and encodes 374 amino acids. The transcript is spliced from 9 exons.
UGGAUUGGAUGAGAUGGGAUCAACCAUGAAUUUACACUCACUCGCACACAAUACAGCCGUCCUCAGAUUUCUUUCCCGUCAAACAAACACACUGACAGAAAUAUAUGUCAUAUCAUCAUGUCCACCAACAAGGUUGCCGUGUUGGGAAGUGGAAAAGUUCAGUUUCAGGAGCAGUAUGUGCAUCGAUUCUGGGUAGAAAUGGGGUAAGCGUCACCUUGUUCGACUCCGCCAGAGGCCCUGGUGGACGCAUGUCUCAGAGAAGAGAAGUUACUGAAGGUGGAGAGGAGUUAUUUUUCGACCAUGGUGCUCCAUUUUUCACAGCUACCAACAAUGAGGUACUGGGACUUGUUCAUGAGUGGGAAUCAAGAGGGCUUGUUGCUGAGUGGAAGAUCAAGUUUGGGUCCUUUGAUUUUAUCUCCAGCAAAUUCAUGGAUAUAGAGCAAGAAGGAACGACUAAGAGAUAUGUGGGUGUCCCUGGCAUGAACUCUAUAUGUAAAGCAUUAUGCCGUGAGCCUGGGGUAGAAAGUAAGUUCGGAACAAGUAUUGGGAAACUUGAGUGGCUAGAGGGUAAAAAUUUGUGGUCAGUGAUGGGUUUGGAUGGACAAAAUCUUGGUCGAUUUAAUGGAGUGAUUGCAUCAGAUAAAAACAUAGCUUCCCCUAGGUUUACAAGUGUAACAGGAAGACCACCACCUCUAGAUUUAAAUUUUGCUCCAGAGUUGGCAAAUAAGUUGCAAGAUAUUCCUGUUCACCCUUGUUUUGCUCUGAUGCUGGCAUUUCCAGGAACUCUGUCUUCGAUACCUUUUAAAGGCUUCUCAAUAAAAAACUCCAACAUUUUAAGCUGGGCUUAUUGUGACAGCAGCAAGCCUAACCGUGAUACAACUAGUGAGCGGUGGGUAUUGCAUUCAACAAAGGAGUAUGCUGAAAGCGUAAUUGCUCAGGCUGGUCUUAAGAAACCUUCAGAUGAAACAUUGACAAGGGUAUCUGAAGAACUACUACAAGAAUUUCAGAGAACAGGACUUAAUAUUUCUCAGCCCAUUUUUAAGAAAGCUCAUAGAUGGGGAAGUGCUUUUCCGGCGACGAGCAUAGCUAGAGGGGAAAAAUGCCUAUGGGAUAGGAAGAAGCGGCUUGCAAUAUGUGGGGACUUUUGUGUUAGUCCCAAUGUUGAAGGUGCCAUAAUUAGUGGCGCUGCUGCAGCCUCAAAACUUACAGAGAUCCUUAGCUGCUUGUAGUAGUUUGAUCCUAUGUCCAAGGGUCGGAAUUGUCUAUUUGUUAAGGUUUCUAUACAUGUUUGGAGUGUUAUAUUGUCUAUACCCUUAGCGGCGUCCAAGUUUCGGAUAUAGGUACAGUGAAAUAAAGCAAAGAAUCCAAGUAACAGUGAUUUGAUCGAUACUACAUCAUCAUCACCAAGAAAUCUGCUUUGAUAUUUGGGUCAAUAGCGUUUGUUCAAAUUUUCUCAAAUAAAAACACUUUGAUUUAAUUAA